GGCGGGGGUUGGUGGGGUAUCUGAGAACAAGGCUGCCGAGGCUGAGUGGAGUCUCUUUACAUUACCAGGCGGGGCGGAUGUAGGGGGUUGGAGGACAUGAUAGGGUGCAUGUGAAGACAGUUGUGGGACUGGCAUCUGGAGGCAGGAGGAGCAUAUCAUAUGAGGACAAGGUAGCUGGGUCUGAGUGGGGUCUUGGGUGUUAGCAGGGGGGCAGGUGCAGAAGGUCUUUAGCAAUGUUUGGGGCACGGUGUCUGCUCCUGGCUCUUCGCCGUUGUUCCUCUGCUCCUUGUCCCAAGCACACGCAGGCUGCAAGACUGAGGGUCUGCGAGGCGCUAGAGGCCCAGGAGUUGGCUGGUGAUAUUAAAGUCCAGGGCUGGGUUCGUUCUGUCCGGUCCCAGAAAGAGGUUUUGUUCCUGCACAUAAAUGAUGGCAGUUCUUUGGAAAGCCUCCAGGUUGUAGCCGACCCAACCUUGGAACAUAGAGAUCUGACUUUUGGAAGCGCCGUGGAAGUGCAAGGGAAACUGGUAAAAAGUCUUCAUAGGAUGCAAAAUGUGGAAUUGAAAGCUGAAAAUAUUCGUGUGGUAGGACCCUGUGGUACUCUGACGUUCCCUUUUAAACCAAGAGAGAGGCAACCUCUGGAAUACAGCCGGCAGUUCCCUCACUUACGAUGCAGGACCAACACAUUGAGCUCCCUCCUGAGGGUACGCAGUGAAGCUACUGCAGCGAUCCACUCAUUUUUCAAGGAUAAUGGCUACGUGCACGUUCAUACCCCUAUAAUUACGUCAAACGACUGCGAAGGUGCGGGGGAGCUCUUUCAUGUCAGGACAUCAGAUAAAGUACAGAAACCUGGGGAAAACUCCCAUUUCUUCAAUGUUCCUGCCUUCCUGACGGUCUCUGGACAACUCCAUCUGGAAGUGAUGGCUGGUGCAUUUACACAGGUGUUCACCUUCGGCCCAACCUUUCGAGCCGAGAAUUCUCAAAGUCGCCGGCACUUGGCAGAGUUCUACAUGGUAGAAGCAGAGGUGUCUUUCACUGAAAGCCUCCAGGACAUCAUUCAGGUUAUGGAGGAUCUUUUCAAGACCGCGACAAGCAUCGUGCUCUCCAAAUGUCCUCAAGAUGUUGAGCUUUUUCAUAAAUAUGUAUCGCCUGCCCAAAAGGGCAGGUUAGAACAGAUGCUGAAGAACAAAUUCAUAACAAUUUCCUAUACUGAAGCAGUGGAAAUUUUAAAGCGAGCUCCUCAGACAUUCACUUUCCAACCAAAGUGGGGCAGCGAUCUCCAAACUCAACAUGAGAAAUACCUGGUGAAGCACUGCGGCGAGGUUCCUGUGUUUGUGGUUAACUACCCGUAUGAUCUCAAACCUUUCUACAUGCGGGACAAUGAAGAUGGACCUCAACACACAGUUGCAGCUGUUGAUCUUCUGGUACCAGGAAUAGGGGAGUUAUGUGGCGGCAGCCUGAGAGAGGAGCGACUGCAUUUUCUGCAAUCACGCUUAGAGAGAUUAGGACUCGCAGACGCCUACCAAUGGUAUCUAGAUCUCCGGCAGUUUGGAUCAGCCCCUCAUGGAGGCUUCGGAAUGGGGUUUGAGCGCUACCUGCAGUGCAUCUUGGGAGUGGACAAUAUCAAAGAUGUUAUUCCUUUCCCGAGGUUUCCUCACUCCUGUCUUUUGUAGCUCCAUGGCUGACUCACAUGGACCAGUCUGCGCUGGAGUGUUUGUAUGUAUAAUGAGUCUGCAUUUGACUGCUUGUGAUGAUAUUGGGGAAAGAUGGAGAGAAUUUUUGUACCAAAUAAUCCUGUGGUAAAUUUAAUGGAGGGAAUUCGGGAGCGAGACUUUUCUUGGGAGAUUUAGACCCUACCACUUCUUAGUAUUAUUUAUGUAGCACUUUAAAUCUUCAAAGCACUUCAGGUGCAUUAAUGAAUCUUACUUAACUAAAGGGUUAAAAUCCUCAUGGGAGGAACAAAAGUUAGGACUAUAAUGAAUAAGCAUUGUUGGGAGCUGAUAUUUUUUUAAUGCAAGAUGUUAAUAAGGGGGUGUGACCCAAGCACAGGACUGGGAGUCAGGAGUGCUAUGAGGUUUAAUUACAUGUCUGUACAGUGCUUUGAAGAUUGAAUGUGAUAGAACUGCUCGGUGUUACCAUCACUGACACACGUUUGCUUUUAAGAAAUGGCUAUUGUAAAGCGAGAGUCUCCUGCCCUGAAUUAAAAGCACGUACGUGUUGAGGUUGGAAAGUAGAUCCUAAUCAGCUGAACCUUGCCAGGAAAAAUGUCUCUUCUAUUGUAACUGCCGGGGUGAGGGAGUUGAUGGCAGUUGAUUUUGUGAGUCAAUAAAGAUGCAUAGUUGGCUUUUUCUCUCA
Chrysemys picta bellii (western painted turtle) is the source of this 2352-nucleotide messenger RNA. RefSeq names its product asparaginyl-tRNA synthetase 2, mitochondrial (gene NARS2). Gene Ontology annotation, biological process: asparaginyl-tRNA aminoacylation. Gene Ontology annotation, molecular function: ATP binding; nucleic acid binding; asparagine-tRNA ligase activity. Lineage: Eukaryota; Metazoa; Chordata; Testudines; Emydidae. The record is from RefSeq and is a predicted model, not a curated record. Gene Ontology annotation, cellular component: mitochondrion.